AUGAUUGUGGACUUCAGGAAGAGCACUGUCCCCCCGCCCCCACCCUCCGUGAUGGACUCCCCCAUCACCUCUGUGGAGUCCUUCCGUUUCCUGGGCACCACCAUCACCCAGGACCUCAAGUGGGAGCCGACCAUCAGCUCCCUCAUCAAGAAGGCCCAGCAGAGGAUGUACUUCCUGCGGCAGCUCAGGAAAGCCAAGCUGCCUGCACAGAUGCUGGUGCAGUUCUACACGGCCAUCAUCGAGUCCAUCCUCACCUCCUCCAUCACCUCCUCCAUCACCUCCUCCAUCACCUCCUCCAUCACCGUGUGGUUCGCUGGAGCCACAGUCAGGGACAAACAGAGACUACAGUGCAGUGUGCGCUCUGCAGAGGAAGUGAUCGGCCGCAGCCUUCCAUCGCUGCAGGACCUAGACAAGGAUCCGGAGCAGCUCCUGGCAACAACAAGACGUCUGAAGCACAAGGGGGGAGGCAGGGGGGAGGCAGGGGGGAGGCAGGGGGGACGCGGGGGGGACGCAGGAGGGGACGCAGGGGGGGAGGCAGGGGGGACACAGGGGGGGACGCUGCAGGAGAUCAGUGUAAGAUGGAGCGUUUCAGAGCGAGUGACUUUAGUCGCCUGCAGUUGUUCAGGUCUUGAUGAGCUGAUGUUGCACUGGACCUGGACUGAAUUGAACGACCUCCUGUUCUCCCUCUGCGCAGCCCUGACUCUGUAA
Molecule: messenger RNA, 708 nt
Organism: Knipowitschia caucasica
Lineage: Eukaryota; Metazoa; Chordata; Actinopteri; Gobiiformes; Gobiidae
Source: the annotation of a GenBank genome assembly